Molecule: messenger RNA, 669 nt
Organism: Naumovozyma castellii
Lineage: Eukaryota; Fungi; Ascomycota; Saccharomycetes; Saccharomycetales; Saccharomycetaceae
Gene: RPC25
Product: DNA-directed RNA polymerase III subunit RPC25
Exons: 1
Coding region: 1-669 (222 amino acids)
Source: RefSeq, a predicted model, not a curated record
AUGUUCAUAUUAUCCAAGAUAUCAGACCUAGUAAGGAUCCCUCCGGAUCAAUUCCACCGAGAUACAAUUUCUUCUAUCACGCACGAAUUAAAUAAUAAAUAUGCAGAUAAGAUUGUCCCGCACAUCGGUCUCUGCAUAACGAUAUACGAUAUCCUGGAAGUGGACGAGGGUCAAUUGAAGCCCGGUGAUGGUGCGUCAUAUAUAAAUGUGACUUUCCGUGCUUUAAUCUUCAAGCCGUUCGUUGGUGAGAUCGUGACUGGUUGGAUCAGUAAAUGUACCGCUGAGGGGAUCAAAGUUUCCAUGUUAGGGAUGUUUAAUGACGUUUUCAUACCACAGAAGAUGUUAUUUGAAGGAUGUUAUUAUUCUCCAGAGGAUUCCGCCUGGGUUUGGCCAAUGGAUGAAGAGACGAAAUUAUAUUUUGAUGUUAAUGAAAAGAUCAGAUUUAGAAUUGAACAGGAAGUAUUUGUUGAUGUGAAACCAAAGUCCCCCAAGGAGAGAGAACUGGAACAACAACAAUUACAACGUCAACAGGAGGAAAAUGGGAAAGAGGGAGAAGAUAAAGAAAAAGAUAAUGAGGUUGAAAUCAUAAAGAUUGAGAAACCUCCUGCAUAUGCAUUGCUUGGUAGUUGUCAAACAGAUGGUAUGGGUUUGGUAAGCUGGUGGGAAUGA